This is a messenger RNA of Ceratina calcarata, 3427 nucleotides long. It is a transcript of the gene DZIP1, whose product is annotated as DAZ interacting zinc finger protein 1. The transcript has 10 exons. The coding region runs from base 147 to 3296 and encodes 1049 amino acids. The record is from RefSeq and is a predicted model, not a curated record. NCBI's taxonomy places the organism in Eukaryota, Metazoa, Arthropoda, Insecta, Hymenoptera, Apidae. Gene Ontology annotation, biological process: cilium assembly. Gene Ontology annotation, cellular component: ciliary basal body; cytoplasm.
UCCUUCAGGUUCAUGUUCAUGAUCUUUAUUGUCCCUCCCUGUUACUAUAUAUACAUGUGUACAUACAUCUGUCAAAGUUUAUUUACGUUUUCCUCUAACCUUCGGAAUGCAUAAUAAUAAAAAGAAUAAAUUUACAAAUAAGAAUAAUGGCAUUUUCAUUUCGCAUCGGUACUAAAUGGUGCCACGAUUUCCCAAAAUUGGCUAAAGAAUCUGGAUUUUAUUUCAAUAUGCAUAGAUCCAGAGUCCGAGUCGAUUGGAAUCGUAUAACUAACAUAGAUAUCGAUCGAAUCAUAAGAGACAGAGAUUUUCAUUCCAUCGACGACAAUAUAAAUAACGUGAUCGAUUAUUGUUUAGAGAGUGAAUACGAUGUCAAAAUCUUAGAUCCUAAUUUCGUGAAACUAUUCCGUCUUGCACAACUGGCAGUCGAAUAUUUAUUAUAUUGUAAGCAGUAUCUAGAUCAUAGCGUAGUCAUAUUAAAGGAUGAGCUCAGAUUUAAAAUAGAAGAAAACGUUAAAUUGAAAAAGGAGAUAACUACCUUGGAAGGGGUAGUGAAGCACAUGAAGGAGAAGAUGAAAGAAAGAAGUAAAUUGUUAGAGACUAAGUUUGGAGAUUGUAACGGUGAAAUCUAUAAAUGCCCGCAUUGUCCAAAGACUUUUAUAUCUCCUACGUUUGUCAAUGCUCACAUUAUACGCCGUCAUGCAUAUGUCACGGAUCUGUAUGUGCCACCCUCCCCUGUGCACGAUCAUUAUAGAACUGAGACUGAACGAUUAAACAACGAAAUAAAGAAUCUCAAGGAGAGAUUGAACGAGACGGAAAGAGUGAUCAGGAACGAGUCUGAGAAAGUUGAAAAGAAAACGUUGGACUAUGAUGGGAGGCAGGGUGAAAAUGAAAUUGAUAAUUCUAGGCAAGUUAACAAUAAAUCAGAAAAUCAUGCGGAAUACAAAGGGUAUCAGGAAGAAAUCAAGAAUUUGAGGAGUAUGCUUUAUGAUGAAAUUCAUAAUUUAAGACAGAAAGAGAAGAUUAUGCAUGACCGUCCCCCUGAAUCAAGCGUACAAACGUUGAUAAGUCAACAAGAAAGAGAAUUCCAAAAAUUGAAGGAUCAACUGUUUGAAAAGCUCACCCCAGACAUAGAGAGUGUGAACGCGAAGUUGCAUGCUCAGGAAAAUUAUUGGAUGUCGAAGUUGGAACAUUUGGAAAAGCAACAUUAUAAAGAUGUUGAGAGACUUACUACGGAAUUGAAAUUGACGCAACGAACAGCCGACGAUAUGAGAGCGAAAUACGAAGCGAAAGUUAGCGAUUUAGAACGUCAAACUGCGGAUCAAUCGAAAAUUUUAAUCGAACAAAGCAAACAAUUGCAUUCUCUAUCGCACGAAAUGAAUGUUUCCCAAUUAAAUGAAAGGAAUAAAAGUUUCGAAGAUAAUUCUCAGGAGAAAUAUGGUCGAUCCGGAAAAGAGUCUGAUCCAAAAACUUCUAAAGAAGAGGAUUGUAUAGAUGUAAAGGUUGAACAUAUUAACGAUGUUACUAGUACGGCAUAUAUUACGGGAAGCUCGAAUUUAUCAAAUAACGUGUUCCCAUUAACAACGGGAGAUCAAUUAAAAACUAUACACGUAUCGAAUUCAAAGGGUAAAUCUAAUAGUGCAAAUAAAAAGAACGCGAAGAACCCACAAUUUGAACGUAAGACCAGCGUUAAGGAAGCUUUGGAAUAUUAUAGUUCGAGCGAUGUAACAGAUUCGGACUCAGUAUCGGAGAAAGAAAAAAACUACAUUUACACGAAGCACAAUAACUCGACUGUGAAAACUGAUUUAAAUGAAUCUAAUAGUAAACUAGAUGAUACCUAUAAUACGAACGAAUUUAAUGAGUUCGUGUCCGAUAUAAAAAAUACUAAAAAUACGGAGUCUUUAGAAAACAAUCUCAUUCUCUCGAAUUUAGAAUCAUCUGUUUCUGAUUCGGACACCGAAAGUAAAACGAGUUCGCCGCCUCGGUUCAGGGCGAUUAAGUCAAUAGAUCGUAAUUUGUAUUAUAAAAAGUUACGAGCCAGUUUAAUCGAAGCGUUCGAACAGAAAUUGAGAGAUCUCGGAAUAGAUCCCGAGUGGCAGGGAAUACCGAGAGCAACUUUUAAGCAAAAAAUAGAUAUUUUAAAACAUCAUCACAAACUAGCUGCAAGAAAAUCGCCGAGAUAUCAUCAGAUUAAAUUAAAAAUUAUUGAGGAUGUUCUCAAUAAAAUAUCUCAAAAAGGAAAGCCAGUAGGAGACACUAAAGAGUCAAAGCGAUCUCCUUCACAUAGAAUAACGAACGUGAAACCAACGGCGGUGAAAGAAUACGAUCAAAAGAGAUCUGACAAUUACAUUUCUAAGUCCCAAGCUAUAAUAUCCAAUAAGUUCCAUUCUACACCUGAGCGUAGUCGCUCUACUAAAGGUUCGUUCGAAAAUGAGUUGCCUAUAAAAGUUACAAAGUCCGAGGGUUACAAAAGGAUAGAUAGAUUAUUGCAAGUUUCUUCAAAUUCGACCAAAUACUCAGACGAUAUGCAAAGCACGACGAACUCUCAAGAGUAUUCGACAAGAAGGAACUCCUUGAACACAAUGAAAUCUUUGCUUGACUCUGAUAUAUUUAAAGCAACACCGAAUACUAGACAUGUUACAAGUAACAAAUCUAUUCAAAACACAAUUGAAAACUCGAGUUCGCAACUGGAGGUACAGAAUAUUUACGUGUCUCCAAAGCACAAUAAAAGUGUUUUAAAAUCUACAUCUGGUUCAGCGAGUAGUUUAACAAAGAAAAAAGUUAUUUUCGAUUUGACAAAUGAAAAGAUUAAGGAUUUAUCUUCGUCAGACGAUGAUAUAAAGAAAGAUGAAUUAAAUGAAAGUAAUUGGAAUAAUUCCAGCAUUUCUGACGAACGGAAACUAGUAUCCCAGUCGGAAGAUUAUAAGAGUCCGAGUAAUAUAAUAUUAAAAACUACGCAAAGCGAUAAGAUCGCGGAAUUGUCACGAAAAUUGGAAGCACAGCUAAAUACAGUGAGACAAAGACCGGCAGGAUCGGUUGAAACUAUUUUUACCUCGAAGUACAUGCAAAAUAAAGAAAAUCAGAACAAAAUGAAUGAAGAAGCAAAUUCUACUAGUCUCAGUUCCUUUUUAGACAGUCAAUUGCAAGUGACCGCAUCGAAUUCGAGAAAGACGAACGAUUCUGUACCACAACCGGCAGCACGUAAUUUAAAAAACAAAAUGCCUGAACCAUUACGGGCAGAAUCCAUAUCGGAAGUAUCAGAUUUCGACUCUGACAUAGAUAAGAUAUUAAAAUUGUAACAAUCAUAGUGGACUUCCAGUCUGACAUUGGAAUUACUUGUAAUAAUUUCUCUAUUUAUUAUAAUCUAGUCUCGAAGACCAAAGGAACAAUUAUUGUACGAUGCAGUCACUAUUUUAUAUGUUUUUAUUUA